AUGGAAAUGGUUCUCAUGGAUGAUAAGGGUAACAAAAUCCAAGCUUCAAUUGGAAAAGCCUUGCUGCCUCGAUUUGAAAAUAAGAUUAACGAGGGAGCUGCUUAUAAUUUCAAGUCAUUUGGUGUCUCCGCUAAUACUGGAGCAUUUAGGACCCCAAAAAACCAAUUUAAAUUGAAUUUUCAGAAUGGCACGGUUGUCACAGAUGUUGGAACUGGAAUGACAACAUUAUCUCCUUAUUCAUUUGCAUCUUUUCCAGAUAUUGUUGACAACAUUGACAUGGACUACUUGAUUGAUGUUAUGGGUAUUUUGUCUUCUCUUGGUCGUGAAAGGGUGUAUGAAAGGAAUCGUGUAACUACUAAAUUUAAAACUAUUGAGUUGGAAUCCAAUGGAAUGAAGCUCGAGUGCACGUUAUUUGGACCGUAUUUUGAUGCCCUUGUCGCAUUCCUGCAAUCCGACUACACUGGAAAUGUUGUUGUGCUUGCUCAGUAUCAAAAAUUGAAAUUGUAUAAUGGAAAAGUCCAACUUAAAAAUGCAACAAACUGUACCAAGCUUUUGUUUAACCCUGAAAUUCCUGAGGCGGAUAGUUUGGAGCUCUGGGGUAACAUUGGAUCACCUAUACAAUUGUUCAAUUAUAUGAAGGAUGCUUCUGAGUUGAGACUAGAAGAAGAAUUUUUGAGCUUGAUUCAACACAAAACUAUUAAGGAACUGGAGGAUUGUCAAGAUGGACAAUCAAACAUGUUAUUGGUGGUAACGAUUGGCGGUAUGCUGCAUGUGUCUGCAACAAGGGUGUUGUUGCAGAUUCCAAAAGGAUUUUCUGCCCUAAGUGCAACAAACAUGUUUGGACAAUUGUGCCAAGGUAACAUAUCAAACUCAUGCCAACUCAAGAAUAAAAAAAACAUUAAGAUUGAGAAUGAAUGA
This is a messenger RNA of Vicia faba (fava bean), 918 nucleotides long. NCBI's taxonomy places the organism in Eukaryota, Viridiplantae, Streptophyta, Magnoliopsida, Fabales, Fabaceae. The record is from the annotation of a GenBank genome assembly.